GGAGCAUGACAGACCCGGUUUAAGCUCUCUUAAAGUCAUUCGGAGUACGGUUUUGGAGACCGUUUGGAGAUUCGAUUCGCCACCUGAGGGGUUUACGAUGUCAGGCUCGUUUUGUCGAAGCUUAUACUCCUUCAACGGGGAUCAGCAUCAGCAGGGACUGAAGUUUGAGGCUGGAGAAGUGAUCAGAGUAACGCAAGCUCUGGACGGAGGCUGGUGGGAGGGAGAGAAGGACGGAGUCAAGGGAUGGUUCCCCUCAACUUACGUGCAGCUGGAGAACCUGUCCUCCAUGUCUCCUCUGGACGAGCCGCUGGCCAGAGACUGGAGGUGCUACAUGUCACCGCAGGGACGCAGAUACUACGUCAACACCGUCAGCAACGGCAUCUAUGAAGUUUUCAUGCCCACGUUCUGCAAAAGUCACACUAGCAUUCAUACCAAUAGACACGACAAUGGUCACAGAUUGGAGGAGCGUGACACAGUCCCGUUCUGGCCAGAAGAUCAGUCGCUGCUCAGCACAAACUACUACAAUACAGUAGAUGUCGAGCCCAGUCCCGCGUCCAAACGCUCGCUCGGCGCUCGUCUGAAGUAA
This is a messenger RNA of Sinocyclocheilus grahami, 586 nucleotides long. RefSeq names its product growth arrest-specific protein 7. The transcript has 4 exons. Gene Ontology annotation, molecular function: protein binding. The coding region runs from base 98 to 586 and encodes 162 amino acids. Lineage: Eukaryota; Metazoa; Chordata; Actinopteri; Cypriniformes; Cyprinidae. The record is from RefSeq and is a predicted model, not a curated record.